Trifolium pratense (red clover) is the source of this 1057-nucleotide messenger RNA. RefSeq names its product inorganic pyrophosphatase 2-like. NCBI's taxonomy places the organism in Eukaryota, Viridiplantae, Streptophyta, Magnoliopsida, Fabales, Fabaceae. The record is from RefSeq and is a predicted model, not a curated record. Bases 76 to 912 code for a protein of 278 amino acids. Gene Ontology annotation, molecular function: phosphatase activity. The transcript is spliced from 4 exons.
UCUGUUGGUCCUUGCAUCUCCUUCACAUUCACAUAGAUACACAAUCAUCUCAAAAUUAGCUUUUGCUCAUCUAUAAUGGCUGGUGUUAUAGUGAUUUUUGACUUUGACUCAACAAUCAUUGAAUGUGACAGUGAUAAUUGGGUUCUUGAUGAGUUUGGCUUAACCGAAAAAUUCUAUCAACUUCUUCCUAACAUGCUUUGGAAUCCUCUCAUGGACAAGAUGAUGAAUGAACUUCAUUCACAAGGAAAAAAAAUUGAAGAAAUAGUAGAAGUUCUUAAUAGGACUCCAAUUCAUCCACGCAUUAUCCCUGCCAUUGAAGCUGCUUAUUCCCUUGGGUGUGAGCUAAGGAUUGUGAGUGAUGCAAAUAGUUUCUUUAUUGAAACAAUUUUGAAGCAUCAUGGGGUGCUGAAUUGUUUCUCAAAAAUCACUGCAAACCCAAGUUAUGUUAAUGAAGAAGGGAGGCUCAUAAUUUGUCCCUACCAUGAUUAUCUAAAAUCUUCUCAUGGAUGUAACCUUUGUCCACCAAAUAUGUGCAAGGGAUUGGUGAUGGAAAGGUUACAAAAUUCACUUGAGGAUGAAGGAAAGAAGAAAAUUAUUUACUUAGGAGAUGGAAAUGCAGAUUUUUGUCCUAGUUUAAAGCUCAAAGAGAGUGAUUAUUUGAUGCCUAGAAUGAACUUUGCAUUAAGUGAUUUAGUAUCUAAAAAUUCUAAUGACAUAAAGGCAAAUGUACAUGAUUGGAUGGAUGGGGAAGAGCUUGAAAAUGUUCUACUUCAUAUCAUCAACAAAGCUAAUAACAUUGGUAAAGAAAACAACAUUGUUGGUCCAAAAAUAAUCUCAAAUGAUUGCAAAUUGGGGACAGUUUCAAUUGAUGCUCAUAAGAUUUUCCCCGAAGCCAUCGCAGUUCCUCUUUGAUUAGUAACCAAAAAUUGUAUCUGGCUCCCCUGUAGUCGGAUUACAAGUAUUAUGAACAUCAGUGUCUUUGUUUCGAAUAAGUUUGGACGGUCUAUAUUGAAUAUUAGUAUUUCAAUUUAUUAAAUGAAAAAUUAUGUGAUUGGGA